AAGCCGAGUCUGUCAACUGCCGGCAAAGCGUGAAGACGUUGCUGGCUGUUUGUUUUCGAGUUGGCUUUUUUCCGUAUUGCCUUGGCUCUUGGCUCUUUGUUUAUUGUUUUUUCUGUGUUUGGACCUCGAGUCGCGUUCGAAGCCGCGUUUACUUUUAUUGCCUUGCCGCUGAGGGCCUGUGAUUGAUAUUCUGUGCCAGUGCGCCGAGGCAAAAGUGUAGAAAACGAUCGAGAAACUCCGAGUAACCGUCGCAUAAUUGGAGUCGGCGAUUCGAAACGGCCCAAAUGUGUUUGAAACGGUUGGAAAAAGCGUCACUUGCCAUUUGCAGCUCAGCAAUUGCGAAUCGAAUUGAACUGGGGCCAACUGAGCCACUCGGCUGAGUUCACAGCUCCACAACACCACAACACCAAACACACCUGAGCAGAAAGCCACCUGAGUGUUUUCCCGAAGGUCGACCGCAUCUUUACAGGCUUUCGACUCUGCGUCACCGGCUCAAGAAUGUGUUAAUUCGGUGAUCCAAAAACAGUAUCAACGGCGACUGGUUGUAGCAGCACUUCAGUUGCCGCCGACGAACGAAAUUUGCAUAAAAAAGUAAACAAAUGCGAACCAUAAAAAUAGGAGAAAAUAAGCAGUGAUUAAAUCGAAGCGAAUUCAACAGUCAACAUACAUCAAUCUAUUCGCUAUGCAGAGCGUGAAAUAUUUGCUGAAAUAUUUAUAAAUCCUUUAAUUCCGGGUGCAUAUUUCAAAGAUAUUUUAUCAAUUGUAUCAGUGACUGCUUAAGAAUCUGCUAAGUACUAUGUAUGGUAUCUAAAAUUUGUCUCUGCCUAGCCCGAAGAGGAGCAUCGAAGGGAUGGGAGUACGGCCCAAUCGGAAGCGCCUGGAGCUGAUGCUAAUGGUGCUCAUUGGCCUGGCCUGGGGAAUACUGCUGUCCGAGCUGAUGAAGCGAACUCGUUGGCAGAAUCGCGCGGAGCGGCUGAAGGAGGAGAGCAGUCCCUUUCCGAGCAGCCAGAGGAGCAGGAGCAGGAGCCCAGCCACGACCCCCACCGCUGCUCCUUCGAGCACAAGUCCAGCGCCGGACAUCCUGGCCUCGCGCCUCUUCAACGAGACGCGCGUCCUGUGCAUGGUGCUGACCAGUCCGAAGACGCAUCGCACCCGCGCCAUCCACAUCAAACGCACCUGGGGCAGGCGCUGCAACAAGCUGAUCUUCAUGAGCACCAAGGCGGACAGGGAACUGGGCUCCGUGGCGCUCAACGUGAGGGAGGGCUACUCCAAUUUGUGGCCCAAGACCCGGGCAGCGCUGCAGUACGUCUAUAGGCACCAUUUUCAGAAGUACGACUGGUUCCUGAAGGCCGACGAUGACACGUAUGUAAUUAUGGAGAACCUGCGCGCCUUUCUGCACGCCUACAAUUUAAGGGAACCGGUUUAUUUCGGAAACAAGUUUCGCCAGCACGUGAAAGAGGGAUACAUGUCGGGCGGAGCGGGUUAUGUUCUGAGCAAAAUGGCCCUGCACCGGCUGGUUAAACUGGGCUUCAGCAACAGCAGCAUCUGCACCAAUCGCAACUACGGCUACGAGGACGUGGAACUGGGACGAUGUCUGGCGGGCGUGGGCGUGCUGGGUGGCGAUUCCCGGGAUGAGCACGGCCUGAGUCGCUUCAUUCCCUUCUCGCCGCUGCACUGGUAUCCCCAGCCGCCGGAGUGGUACCAGCCGCUGACCUACUACACAUCCCCCAACAACUCCAGUGACUGCUGCUCCAACACGGCCAUCUCGUUUCACUACAACAACGCACAGGAGUUUUACGUGCUCGACUAUAUCAUCUACAAGCUGCGGGUUUUUGGCUUGAAUAGGGAACUAGGUCGAUUGCCGGGAAAGGAAGCCAGUGCUCGGCCAACUUCGAUUCACUUGCAGACCAAAACGGAACUCGACCUAAACGCUCUUAACAAAAUGGUGCCAGGCAGAAGUGUCACAAAGCCAAGUUACAGAACUAAGACCACUUUCAAGAUUGCGAAGUAAUAUUACUUUCAUUUGGAUUGACUGCAAUGGACUAUGCCAAAGAGUAACCCCCAAAUAACGUAAAGCUGCUCCUUGAAUUUAAGAAUUAAGCCUACUAGAUGCCAUUUAUGCUUUAAUUUGUUAUGCCGACUAACAAAUAAGUGUUAUAUUUGUUUAAGUGCAUGUGUAUAUCACAUAUUGCACAGGUGUAUUUCAAAUGCGAUAUUAAAUCCUUAGCAUUAGAUAUUAUACUGCUGUUUCCUCAGA
Messenger RNA from Drosophila erecta, 2257 nucleotides. RefSeq names its product glycoprotein-N-acetylgalactosamine 3-beta-galactosyltransferase 1. Gene Ontology annotation, cellular component: membrane. The record is from RefSeq and is a predicted model, not a curated record. The transcript is spliced from 4 exons. NCBI's taxonomy places the organism in Eukaryota, Metazoa, Arthropoda, Insecta, Diptera, Drosophilidae. Gene Ontology annotation, molecular function: N-acetylgalactosaminide beta-1,3-galactosyltransferase activity. Bases 851 to 2011 code for a protein of 386 amino acids.